Molecule: messenger RNA, 2256 nt
Organism: Phaethon lepturus (White-tailed tropicbird)
Lineage: Eukaryota; Metazoa; Chordata; Aves; Phaethontiformes; Phaethontidae
Gene: CFAP251
Product: WD repeat domain 66
Exons: 15
Cellular component (GO): sperm flagellum
Molecular function (GO): protein binding
Source: RefSeq, a predicted model, not a curated record
GAUUAUGUCAUUUUUAACCCUCAAAAUCCCUAUGAGUUUGUCAGCAACAGCAAAACCCAGGUGAUAUUUUACCUGUGGGGCGAUGCCGGUUUGCGGUACGGCGCUCCGCUCCUGAGCAGCCAGACCUUCAACAGCGUGGUGGGACACUUCAGCCAGUCGGUUUUUCAUUUUAACAACUCACAAGCUCUGACGGGCACCUCGGCUGGGAAGCUGGUGGUGUGGGACGCCGUCAGUCCCCACACGCCCUCCGAGGAACUGAAGGUCAAGCCGCUCAGCAUGACGGCCACCAAAGUGGUGCCUCUGCAGAAGGAUGGCCUUACCGUGCUCACCGUGUUUGGGAGCUGCAUAGUAACGGGUGAUGUGAAAGGUGAGGUUAAAUUCUACGAUGGGCAGCUGCAGCUCCUCACCUGCUACAGCCGCAGCAAAGUGGGUCCCAUUCGGUCCAUCUCCUUCUCCAAAGCCCCUCCUGAUCCUCCCGGUGCCUCCCCAGCUUGCUCCACCUCCUGCACAGACAGCAACCAGCCCUUCGUCGCCAGGAACUUUAUCCUUUCAACCUCUGAUGCAACUGUGCUCCAUGUUGCAACAGACAAGACAAACUUUGAAAAAGUCAUGGAAGAGGCAAAGCAAGCCGUGAAUGCCAUCGCCUGUCACCCCCGGCAGGCACUCGUUGCUGUGGGGAGUCGCUGUGGACUGCUGAAGGUGUGGGACUACCAGCAGACCAAGUACCUCGUUAGCAGGAUAUUCACCGUGGCCGGCAUCCAGUGCUUGACCUACGACCCUGAAGGUUACUUUCUGGCCGCUGGUUUUACUGAUGGAAGUGUUUACAUCCUCGAUGCCAUUUCCCUUCAGUCCAGCUGCAAAGAGUUCAAGUUCUCACGUGGUCCCGUGACUCAUAUCAGCUUCUCUCAUGAUUCGGAGUACCUCGCAACUGCUGAUGAGAAAUACUCAGUGACUGUUUACAAGAGAGCCCUGCAAAAUGGGAGCAGAUGCUGGGAACACCUAGCAGGGCUGCACUCCCACUACAAACCCAUCCGGAGCAUCCUCUUUGGGGUCCAGCUAGAUGGCAACGAGCCCAGGCUCCUGAGCCUUGGGGAAGACCGGCAGCUGGUUGAAUAUGACCUGGACAACAGCAGCAAGGACCACCUGGUGGUCUUGCACAGGGAUCGAGUAGAGCAGGUUGCUGUACCCCUGUGCUUGGCCUGGUACCCACAGCUCAGCACCGAGUCCUUUAUCCUCACUGCCAACAACUGCUACAAAAUGAAGCUCUACAACACGACAACCAAAAUGUGCAGAAAGACCCUUUUGGGACCAACCUAUGGCUCCCCAUUGGAGAAGAUACAAAUCCUCCCAACGACAAGCAAUACGGACCCCCAGAAAUGCUAUCUGGCGUACAUUACAAAGGACAAGGUGGGCUUGCAGAUUUUGCCUGUCGAUGGCAACCCCCACAAGUCCUCAGCUUUCAUUUGCCACCCAGAUGGUGCCUCUGACCUUGCUAGUUCCUACGACGGACGCUACAUCUUUACGGCGGGGGGGAAUGACUGCACGGUCAUGAAAUGGGAGGUCAACCUAAAUGCCUUGGAUGCUGCUGCUUCCCUGGGUGGGGAGGACUUGAUCCCGUUCUACAACCUACUGGAUGGCGGCAGGGAAGGCGAAUUCUUCAGGGAACUGGAAGACUAUUUUUACUACGCGCAGCUGCGCAGCCAGGGUAUUGAUACACUGGAGACCAGACAGGUGUCAACCCAUAUUCCCUUGGAGGAAAUUCCUUCUGUAAUGAGAGCAAUGGGAUUUUAUCCAUCAGAGGAAAAGAUUGAAGAAAUGAUAAACGAAGUAAAAUUCAGCACAUAUGUGGAUACUGGAGAACAAGUGACAAAAAUCAAUUUAGAGGACUUUAUCAAACUUUAUAUAAAUCAUCGACCUGUGUUUGGCUUUUCAAUGAAAAAAAUACGACAAGCGUUUCAGGUUCUUGGUUAUGAUAAUGAGAAUGGAGACAAAGUUAUUGACAGAGGAGACUUACUGUUGCUGCUUCAGUGCAGAGGAGAGCACAUGACAGAGGACGAGCUGGCGCAGUGUCUGACCACCCUGCUGGGCAAGCGUCCUGGGGGAGGAGGAUCCGAACCGGACACUUACGAUCCCUCAGGUGCAGCAGCUUUGACUGAAGAAGAAAUUCCAGAGGAAAUCACAGCAGAGAUAUUCGCUGCUGACAUUCUUGGCUUACCUAUUGCUGAACCAGAAAAAACAAACAGAAAAAAGAGAUGA